Bombyx mandarina (wild silkworm) is the source of this 5479-nucleotide messenger RNA. RefSeq lists its product as uncharacterized. NCBI's taxonomy places the organism in Eukaryota, Metazoa, Arthropoda, Insecta, Lepidoptera, Bombycidae. The record is from RefSeq and is a predicted model, not a curated record.
GUUUGGAUUUUGUUUUGUUUUUAAUAUGUGCACAAUAAAAUUAUGGUUCUUGUGUCAUAAUUACAUUUCUAUUUAAAUACAUAUAUCAAUAUGGACGAUGAUGAUGGCUCAGGUGUUAAUCUAUCAGCGUUAAAUCCAACAAUUUUGAACUAUUACAAAAAGUUUGGCAAGAAGCGGGACUUAGAGCAAUAUUUUUCUCUAUCUACAGCUCAAGGGGAUGCUAGAGAUCCAACAGGGAUCUUUUGGAAACAGAUUAAAUCACAUAGUGACUCCUCGGAUUCUGGCGGGAAAAGAAGUGAAUCCUCACAAGAAGUAUGUCGAAUAUCGAUACAAUGUUCGAUCCCGGAGCCUUCUAGUUCCCAAGAUGAAAACACGAAAACUAAAGAAUCAGUAUCACCUCCUAUAAUUAUUGAAGAACUGUCGGACAAUAUGUCGAGGCAGCAUUCUGGAAGCAUGGAGGAUGAAUCGGAAAAAUCUGAUGAUAACCAGUCACAGAAAUCAUUAGAUGUAUUAUUGGAUACAUCAAUGAACAAACCAUUUUCACCUACAAGCAGUGUUACAUCACAACGUAAACUUGAAUGGGAUUCUCUUGCCGAUGUUGGAUAUGCCAAUGAAAGUGACCGAAAAACAUCAGCAUCAAGUCUUAGUACAUUGGAAAGGCUAGCUUUGAAACAACAAUAUUCAAAUAAUGAUACAAAAAAUGAGAUGGGCGCUCCUACUGCACAAUCUACGCCGAUAGAUGAAAACAGUAAUACAAAAUUGAAAAAGGGGGUAGGAAAAAAGACCAAAUUUACAAAAAAGAACACUGACUAUGUGGAGGUUAAUGUUCCGCAUGUAUCCAAUACUUCUCAAGGCAUUAAUGUAAAUUUGACUAAACACAUUUCAUUUAGUGUUGCAACUAAUGGAGCUAUCAAUAUUGAGGAUUAUAAAAAUGAUAAUAAAACAUCUCCUGAAAGAGUAUCAGUAGAAACUAAAGUAACUCCUCAGUCUAGACUGGACAAAGAAAUUCAGACAUCUUUAUAUAAAACAAAAGGAAGUCAAAGCGAGAAUCAUAGCUUACAUCAAAACCAUCGAAUACCAGUUUUAAUUCGAUUGAAUUCUUUGAGAAGACGCAACCGCCGUAGGAGAGUAAAAUUAGUAAGAAAGAAAUCAAAAACUAAAAAAAGGGCACAUUCUUUAAAAGAAAUGACUCCACCUCAAGAAAGAAGUGGGGAGCAAUUAUCUGAAGCUGAAAGUUUUGAAUACAUGCCAGGUCAUAUUUACAAUCAAAAUCAGAUGAAGGCUCAACAUAAUAAACCAACAAACACUGAGAACAAAUCCAGCUUAGAAUCAAGUGGUAUAACAACAGACUCGAGUAAAAUAUCAAAACUAUCUUUCACUAAGGACCUAGAGAAAAGUAUUGAACUUUUAAAAGCAACAUGCAAACAACACUGUGAGGAUAAAGAUUUAAAAAAAAAGUUGAUAAAAGAAAUUAUCAAAAGACUCUUAACCAUACAAUAUAGAGAUGAUGAGAGUACUACCGAUUUCUUGUCUGGUCUAAGUUCGAAUAGGAAAAAGGCUCAUAUUAGAGAACAGAACAAUACAACAUCUAGUAAUUCUGAUAGUAAUAAAACUUCGAACCAAAUGAAGGCGGCUCGACCCAGGAACUCCAUAUUACGAAUUGAUUCAUUUAAUGCUAAUGCUUUGGCUUCAACUUCUCAAAGUGCGCCCAAUUUACCUGCAGCAAUAACCAGUGACAAAAUUAACUCAAAUCUGGUUCGAACGUUAACAUCUUCAAAUACUGAUUCUGAUGUAUCUAGUCGUGAGAAAACAUCAUCUGACGCUUUUGCGAAAACAUCGUCUGAAGAACUUUACCUAAAAUACUUGGAGGCUCUUAAACGAGAACAAGCUUAUAAGAAGCAUUUGAAAGACAAAGAGCUAUUUUUGAAACAAAAACUUACCAGUGCAGAAUCUGUAGUCAAAGCAUCUGUCAAAACAAAUUUAAAAGUAAACAACAGGUUAAAAGACUUGAUGAAAGAUUUGACUCGAAACAACUAUGAUGAUGGUUCAGGUGAUGCCAGUAAAUUGGAAGGAAGUCCUAAUUCCAAUGCUAGUUUCGAUGCACCUGCUCCAGUGCGGAGUCAGCAUAGUCAUUCUGUAUUCACAUUGUCAUCAGGUACUUCUGAAGGUCAAAAUAAAAAAUCAAAUUUAAAGAAAAAACUCCAAAAUGAUAUUAAGGAAUUAUCUAAAGAUGAGCAUUAUUGCCGUUGUCCUCACCACUCGACUGGCUUAAAAGUUGGCGUCACUGAUAGUUCAGUUCAAGUUAAUUUAAAAGAUAUUGAACUUGAAAAAGUGAAGAAACAAACAUCUCCAUCUGAGUCAUGUAAAUGUAAAAAAGAAUCUCCUCGGAAUCUUGCAAGAAUUAUCCCAGAUAAUAUGACUGGGGAAAUUAAGUAUGUGUGUUUGUGUGAUGAACCAAGUAUAUCUCGAGAUAUGAGAGAUAACUUUUUAGUGUAUAAAUGCUCACGUCUGGCCAAUAAAGGUGUUCAAUUAGGGGAUUUGUUGCCUAGGACACAAGUUGAUAUAACCAAGUCCAAAAAUAACUUUUACCCUAAUGACAAUAACACUCAAUAUGAACCAGUAUCUUCAAAACAAAUAUUUUAUUAUAAUGAAGAUAAAAACAAAGAGAUUACAGAUAGCAGUAGUUCAGAAAAUAUGCAUUUAAAAAAGAGUUCAAAGUCAUCACAGACUAACUUAUUGCUAAAAAUGCUGCGCCGAAAAUCUAGCGGGGCCACUGUAAACUCACUCCAGCUAAAUCCCAAUGAAAACAAUAUUGUGAUGCAAAUUCCAGAAAAUAGGCGCAAGAUUGCAAUUAAAGAAGCUACAAGAUGUAUUCAAACGGAAAUCAGUAUAAAUCCCCAAAUAUCUGACCCAUCACUCUCUGACAUAAACAUUGUGAACGAUGUAGAUUGUGUGAAGUUUAUCGGUGAACAGAUUAAAGAAGUUUCUAGACGUAGUUCUGAAACUGAAAUGGGUCGUUGUAAAAAAGACAAUGUAGCAGAAAAUAUUCUCAAGAAUAGUAAUGACAUGUCAUCAGAAGAUAGUUCGAAUAAUUUAAUUGAAGAACCCGAAAAUGUAGUGAUGCAAAACGUGGGAACACUGAAGCAAGGCACUCUUGAAGACGAAGUCCUGAACAGUGGUAAAACUUCAGAAAACUUCACGAUACCAAUACAAGGCACAAAUAUGACGUUAAUGGUUAGCAUUGGAGCUAAUGAUGCAAAUUCUCUUAAUACCAAAAUGCCUGAAGUACACAAGAGCGUUAUUACGGAGAGAAACAAUGUUGCUGAUAGAUGUACAUCACUAACCGAAGAAUGCAGCAAAGGGAUUCAGUACGACAGCAAGGCUUUUACGUCAGAGAAAAAUGACUUACGUCAAGAAACCCACCCCGAUAAUAACACUGUAACUGAUGAGAUAAGUGAUUUGGGCUGGAAAAAGUCAUGCUAUACAAACACUUGUAUUGAGGUGGGAAAAAGUGACUACAACACUAUCCCUAAACGCAGUCCAGUUGGACAAAGGAGAUUCCUUCGAGCUAACACUGACACAGGAACACUAAAAAUUCAAACUGAAGAAAUCAUGAAAACUGAUAAAACGACUCAACAAGGCGUCCCAUUGGGUAUGCCUAGUACUGAGAGAAAAUUAAGUGGUGAAAAGUCUGAGAUUGAAAUAAUUAGCUUCGCCAAAACAUCUACUGAUCAAUGCUGUGGAUCGCCAAACCGAAAUAAUAAGGAAGCUAAGGAAACAAACAAAAAUACUUUUCAAGAUAAUUCUGAAGGGAAGGAAAUACAAUAUAUGGACGCACCAAAACCUACAUGCAGUACUUUAUGCGGAAACGUCGAUAAACCAAAAAUGGCUGAAAGAGAUCAAGCGCAAAAAUCAGCGCAGUAUAUACCAGAAACAUCUUCUAGAGAGUUCGAUUCCAACUCUAGUGGUACUAAAAAAAGUGUUGAAGUGUCCUGUGAAGGUAAAUCCGAAUCACGAAAAUCAAGCAGUUCCAGCGAUAGGCAAAAUGGAAGUGAUCCAAUUUUAGAUAGGAUCCGAAGCAUCACGAGGCGCUAUUCAAAAGACGACAUGGAGAAGAACAAACGCAAGAAAUGCUUCAAAGAAAUCAUGACUGUUCUUAAUUAUUUGUUAGACACAGAUGAUUCCACCGAUUGGGAAAAAGUUAAACCGAGCGACAGUUGUACUACUGAAGCAAAAUCGGAGCCUUGUUGCAAUAAACCGGAAACUGUCUCGGAGUAUUGCCAGACUAAAGAAGUGGUCGACAGAGGUAUCCAACUGUCUUCGAAAAAAUCGAAGAAAAGGAUAUUCAGUACUGAAUCGUCUGAACUACCCACUUCGACGGAUUUACCUGCAACUUCAUCUGAUUCUGCCACUUGUAAAAUCUUAAACAAAAUAAAAAAAGAAUGUGAAAAGUUCCAUCAGAAACGUUGCAAAUCGCACAGUGCCGUAAAAAAAUGUGAAGUUUCCAGCACCACUUCGGCGAAUUGUGAUCAAUGCAGACGCACUCACCAUUGCUCCUGUCGGGUGAAAUGUAAAGGGCAUCGCUCUAAAGCGAAACCGGACAAGGCCGAUAAGAAAUCCGUUGCCUAUAAUCUCAUUAUACAAACAUCCGAAAGUAUGGUCAGCGAGGAAGUGUGCGAUGGAACACGUCGUCCCCUCAAGAACAUCGUGGUCAAAGUUCCGUCGCGUCGGAACUGUAAUGUCCCGUUCAAAGAAAUGGAGGCCAAAAUCGAAAGGAGACUCCCAGACUGCAGUCCCCGGUGUAAUAUUAAAACGCAAACAUCUAGAAGCCUGCCGAAUGAGAGCGAGAUAUCUAGUUUGGACGAUCAGAUGAGACGCUCUCAGAUUUGUACCGUACGUGAAUAUUUGGAGUUGAAUCGACCUGACUUCGUCGAGAAAUCCUCGCAGCGUCAGAACUGCUUGAAAGUGAUACGAGAAACCAGAGCAAAUAAACGAGCAACCCACCGAGACCUGCUGUCAAUGCACGUGGAACAAUUGCCACUGACGAACCUCGAUAUGAACAAGCUAAGACAUCUUGCGAGACAGAUCGGUGUCGACACAAAUAAUAGAAAACAUGGCCCAAAAUUCAUAGGCGAAAAAGAAAUGAAAAAGCACUCUGAGAAAAUUUACAAGUCUCUAGCCGAAGUCGUCGAAAAAAAGGAAAAAUUGAAGAAAGAAAAUAUAAAAAAGACGAAUCUAUUGAUGGCUGAUAUAUUUAAAAAGAAUCUCCAGAAAAGAACUCUGCGCGGUUAUGUAAACACAUCGAACUACAAUACUGUUAUAAAGAUUUGACAUACCAAAGUAGAUUUUGAAUAUUGAAUUGUAGGUAAUGUGUUUGUUGUUUUAUUGUAUUUGUUUAGGAUCAAUGUUGGAUCCCCAUGUAUUGACGAGGUGUGUUUGCCUCUUGUUUUUGUUAAUGAAAUAUAUUUGUGUUUUGAUA